ACCACCAACCGAAGAAACGGGAAGAUAUCCUUACUGCAUCAUCAAAACGUGGGCGCGAUGCUGAGCCAUUUCGCCUCUGUCCCUCUCCAAUGCCUACCGAGGACUCCCUCGCCCUCCUCCUCCUCGCCCUCUUCCUCUUCCAUUUCCUCUCCCCUCUUCGUCUCGAUCUCUCGGUCCACUCACCUUUGGUGGCGUCCGAAUCGGUUAUCGGAUGCACGGAGAUGCGUUCUCCUGCAUCGGGGGAGACCCGAUCGCCAGAUCGGAGAUGGGGCAGGUGGGCGAAGGUACUCCAUCGUUUGUCUGAUGGAGUCCAAGACGGAGGCGCGGGUUCCAGGGGCCGAUGGUAGCAAGAGGGGGCGGCUGAAGCUCGAGGCGCUAAAUUGGGAUCACUCCUUCGUGCGGGAGCUGCCUGGCGAUCCAAGAACUGAUACGAUCCCCCGUCAGGUGCUUCAUGCUUGUUACAGUACAGUAUCUCCAUCUGCUGAAGUGGAAAACCCUGAACUUGUAGCUUGGUCAGAAUCAGUUGCUGAGUUGCUUGAUCUGGAUCAGAAAGAGUUCAUGCGGCCUGAUUUCCCUAUAAUAUUUGCUGGAGCACUACCUUUGAAAGAAGGGUUGCCUUAUGCUCAGUGCUAUGGUGGUCACCAGUUUGGUAGGUGGGCUGGUCAGCUAGGGGAUGGACGUGCAAUAACUCUUGGUGAGAUUCUGAAUUCUCAAGAUGAAAGAUGGGAGUUGCAGCUCAAGGGUGCUGGAAAGACACCUUAUAGCCGAUUUGCAGAUGGUCUGGCAGUUCUUCGUAGUAGCAUCCGUGAGUUCCUUUGCAGUGAGGCAAUGAAUGGACUUGGAAUUCCUACUACCCGUGCACUUUGCCUUGUCACCACUGGCAAAUUUGUUACCAGAGACAUGUUUUAUGAUGGCAAUCCUAGGGAUGAACCUGGUGCAAUUGUUUGCCGUGUUGCUCAAUCCUUCCUGCGUUUUGGUUCAUAUCAAAUUCAUGCCUCUAGGGGAAAAGAAGACCUUGAUAUAGUUCGUACUUUGGCAGAUUACACAAUCCACCAUCAUUUUCCCCAAAUCGGGACAAUGAAAAAAAGUGAUAAGUUGUCUCUUGAGGUUGGUGUAGAGGGUUCUUCAGUAGUGGAUCUGACAUCUAACAAAUAUGCAGCUUGGUCAGUCGAGGUUGCUGAGCGCACUGCUUCCUUGAUUGCUAGUUGGCAGGGGGUUGGCUUCACUCAUGGUGUUCUGAACACAGACAACAUGAGUGUCUUGGGUUUGACUAUCGACUAUGGGCCUUUUGGUUUUUUGGAUGCAUUUGAUCCAAGAUAUACUCCAAAUACUACAGAUCUUCCCUGGAGAAGGUACUGUUUUGCUAACCAGCCUGAUAUUGGCUUGUGGAAUAUUGGACAAUUUACUGCAACUUUAUCAGCUGCACAGUUGAUCAACAACGAAGAGGCCAACUAUGCAAUGGAAAGAUACGCUAAUAAGUUUAUGGAUGAAUACCAAUCCAUAAUGACAAGAAAGCUAGGUCUAUCCAAGUACAGCCAACAACUCAUAAGUGACCUUCUCAACAACAUGGCUACCGACAAAGUUGAUUACACAAAUUUCUUUCGGUUGCUUUCAAGUCUAAAAGCAGACACUACUAUUCCCAACAACGAGCUCCUUGUCCCUCUUAAAGCUGUUUUGCCGGACAUCAACCAGGAGAGAAAGGAGGCAUGGAGCAGUUGGGUGAAAACCUAUCUCGAGGAGCUGGUUUCUAAUGGCAUCCUGGACGAAGGACGAAAGGCUGCAAUGGACUCUGUUAACCCCAAGUAUGUCUUGCGAAACUAUCUGUGCCAAAGCGCCAUUGAUGCGGCCGAGCAAGGAGACUACAGCGAAGUCCGCAGGCUGCUGAAACUAGUGGAGAAUCCAUAUGACGAACAACCGAGGAUGGAGAAAUAUGCAGGGUUACCACCAGAGUGGUCUUCCAGGCCAGGUGUGUGCAUGUUGUCAUGCUCUUCUUGAGGACGUGUAUAUAAGUGAACUGAUAUGGUCUUGAGACCUGAGUAUAAAUCGAAUUGCUAUGUAAUCAAUCUCUGAUUGAAAUGGCUGAACAAUUUUCCUUCGAUGAUUGA
Molecule: messenger RNA, 2105 nt
Organism: Musa acuminata AAA Group (dessert banana)
Lineage: Eukaryota; Viridiplantae; Streptophyta; Magnoliopsida; Zingiberales; Musaceae
Exons: 8
Coding region: 58-1995 (645 amino acids)
Biological process (GO): protein adenylylation
Cellular component (GO): chloroplast thylakoid
Molecular function (GO): AMPylase activity
Source: RefSeq, a predicted model, not a curated record